AGAAGUUCCACCCUCGGCAUCACCUGCCAUACUCAGACUCGCCUGCGCUCAUCACCAAAUCAAUCAAUGAAUCGCAGGGAUCCCAACGCGACACGUUCUUGACACUUUGAAAUCACAGUCCGUGCCUCCACGCUGCAAACAAAAUACCGUAAACGACGCAACAUCAUUCCGCGACAUUGCGCUGCUCUCAAAUCACUCAAUUCUCUCCGCCGGCCGUCUUGAACCAGUCCACUGGUGAAUAGACAGACCGGACGAUGUCCUCCUUGAUCGACGAACCUGACCGACCAUAACACGACCGAUACAAUGGCCCCUACAGGUGGUGGGACAGCUGGCGGUGGAGGCGGAGGCAACAUCAAAGUCGUUGUACGAGUGCGGCCAUUCAAUAACCGCGAGAUCGAUCGCAAUGCAAAAUGCAUCGUUCAAAUGCAAGGCGCGCAGACUGUGCUGCAACCUCCUCCAGAAGCGGACGAACGACUGCGGAAAGGAGGGAAAGGAGGCUCGGAAAACCACAGAACAUUCAAAUUUGAUCAAUCGUACUGGUCUUUCAAUAAGGGAGAUCCUCAUUAUGCAGGCCAGGACAAUUUGUUCAACGACUUGGGGACGCCGUUACUUGACAAUGCGUUUCAAGGCUACAACAACUGCAUCUUCGCCUACGGCCAAACUGGUUCCGGAAAGUCCUACAGUAUGAUGGGUUACGGUGAAGAGGUCGGUGUGAUUCCUCGGAUCUGUCGGGAUAUGUUUGAAAGGAUCAACGCCAUGCAAUCGGACGUCAACCUCACAUGUACUGUGGAGGUGUCUUAUCUGGAAAUAUACAAUGAGCGGGUGCGCGACCUCUUGAACCCAGCAACCAAAGGCAACCUCAGGGUCAGAGAGCAUCCUUCCACCGGUCCGUACGUGGAAGAUCUGGCGAAACUAGCUGUGCGCUCGUUCAACGAAAUUGAGAAUCUGAUGGAUGAAGGAAACAAAGCUAGGACUGUGGCAGCCACUAAUAUGAACGAGACCUCGAGUCGAUCUCAUGCCGUCUUUACCCUGACAUUGACACAAAAGCGUCACGAUGUGGAAACUUCCAUGGACACUGAGAAGGUGGCUAAGAUCAGUUUGGUCGACUUGGCCGGUUCAGAACGAGCAACAUCGACCGGUGCUACAGGUGCCCGUCUAAAGGAAGGGGCGGAGAUCAAUCGCUCUCUCUCGACCCUCGGUAGGGUUAUCGCGGCCUUGGCCGAUCUCUCUUCUGGCAAAAAGGGCAUGAAGGUACCUUAUCGUGACUCGGUCCUCACAUGGUUGCUCAAAGACUCUCUUGGAGGAAACAGCUUGACUGCCAUGAUUGCUGCCAUCUCUCCAGCGGACAUUAACUUUGAGGAAACACUAAGCACUCUGCGGUAUGCAGACUCGGCCAAGAGGAUCAAGAACCAUGCUGUCGUCAAUGAGGAUCCGAAUGCCCGCAUGAUUCGUGAACUCAAAGAAGAACUCGCCAAACUGAGAAGCCAGCUAGGGGGAACGGGUGCACCCGGGAUGGCAGAAGAGUCGUACCCUCCCGACACGCCACUCGACAAACAGAUGGUCUCGAUCACCCAGGCUGACGGCUCGAUCAAGCGCGUCAGCAAAGCCGAUAUCAUGGAUCAACUGAGUCAGAGCGAGAAAUUAUAUGGGGAUCUUAAUCAGACCUGGGAAGAGAAACUACAAAAGACUGAAGAGAUCCACAAAGAAAGAGAAGCCGCCCUCGAGGAACUAGGAAUCAGUAUCGAAAAGGGCAAUGUUGGAAUGAGCACGCCAAAGAAGAUGCCUCACCUGGUUAAUCUAAGUGACGAUCCGCUCCUGGCAGAAUGCCUUGUUUACAACUUGAAACCAGGAAUAACCACUGUUGGCAAUGUAGACUCCUCCGAAGCAUCAGAGAUCAGGCUGAAUGGUUCCAGAAUUUUGGACCACCACUGCAAAUUGGAAAACGUCGACAAUGUCGUGACGGUUGUUCCCGAAGAAGGCGCUGCUGUCAUGGUCAAUGGAGUGCGCGUAGACAAGGCUACGAGACUCAAGAGUGGCAAUCGCAUCAUCUUGGGUGACUUCCACAUUUUCAGAUUCAACAACCCACUAGAAGCAAAAGCUGAGCGGGCUGAGAGGAGCUUGCUGAGGCAUUCAGUCACUGCUAGCCAGCUGAACUCACCGACGCCAUUUCGUCCCGCCCACGAAAGGUCCUGGAGCGCCGCAGGAUCGGAAUUUGAUGGAGAUUCAAGCAGAGCACAAUCUCCAGGUUUGAACAACAAGGAUUUUGACUGGUCUUUCGCCCGACGUGAAGCCGCUGGUGCAUUGCUUGGCUCCGAUCCCAAGAUAAUGCAACUGACCGACGAAGAGCUCGACAAUCUCUUUGCGAACGUGCAGCGUGCACGAGAGGAGCGUCGUGGACGUCCUGAGAACAGAAUAUAUGAGCACGACGAAGAUUCCGAUGACCUGAGUUCUUUUCUUGUACGAGACAAAUACAUGUCUAAUGGAACUGUGGACAAUUUCUCCUUAGAUACGGCCCUCACACAACCAGGAACUCCUUCUCAGCAUGGCGACUCCCAAGAGGACGGCGAUGUCACGUUAACUCAAGGCCAGUUCGAAGAACAGAGCCAGGAGCAGAUCAUAUCAGAAACCGAGGAGAGCCGUGAUAAGUCGCCUGCGCAAGCAGGACAAGAUGGUAAACAAGAAGAUCAAGCGAAUGAAAUGCAAAAAGAGUUGGAGCUCGCAAGAAAACAAUUUCAAGAUGAACUCCAGAAGCAGAAGGAUGCCUUUGAAGCGCAGAUCAAGAAGAUGGACCUGGACGUUCGAACGCGUGAGGCGGGGAGAUCUCCUUCUGGGUUCUUGCCCUUAGAUCCCAAUGAACUCGCGAUCGCCCGGAAUGUGGUCGAGAAAUGGCAGCAAAGAAAUUACGUCCUGAUAGCCGAAGUCGUGCUCCAGAAUGCUAGUCUUCUAAAGGAGGCGCAGGUGAUGGCAAAGCUCCUUGAUCCUGACUGCAACUUCCAAUAUGUCAUUUUGGACCUCGGACAAGAUCGUGGUUCGUCGUACGACCUCAUUCUGCAUGACAUCUCUGGUGACGAAGAUGAUGCUCUUGCCAAUGCUCGCAAGCCUUGCCUCGCGGUGCGUGUCAUUGACAACCAGCUCAAAUGCAUACAUUUAUGGUCUGUGGAAAAACUGCGAUCACGAGUCAACAAAAUGCGGCAGAUGCUUCAAUACAAGAAUGAGCCCGAAUACUUGCAACACUUUCGAAUGGACAACCCCUUUCGAGACUCAGAUCAAUCGUUGUUCUCCUUGGUAGGGGAUGGUAGCAUCCCUUUGACUGCCGUGUUUGAGACAAGAGUGCAAGAUUUUGUGGUGGAGAUCUGCUCACCUUCCACGCAACAAAUCAUUGGAAGAGUAAGGAUAUCAUUAGAACCCUCUUUGACGGAGUCUCCUCCUCAUACUAUCAAAUUCAACAUCAUUCUCCGCGAUCUGGUUGGAUUUUCCGAGCACGAAGGUAGUCAAGUACAUGCUCAGAUGACAGUACUUGGGACUUCCGACGAAAGUGUGGCAACCACCCAACCAAUACAUGGCUUCGGUGAUGGCCCAAUCCGGUUCGAAAGCAUACAUAAUCUGAGCGUUCGCAGGGCAAGCGAGAAGUCGGCAACAAUGAAAAUUGCAAUAUUUGCGCAAGUCAGCUCGACCCAUCUGGACAAGCUGAUUAGCUGGGACGAACUGCGUGAGAUGGAUGAACAUGGUCCUGAUCAAGACAACGCACAUCGACUGCCAGAGUCGGAAUACAAUGUAGAAGAACGACACGAUGUUUUUGCGAAGGUUCAAAUGCUCGAACUUGCAGAGAACGGCCAGUACAUGCCCAUUGAGGUCUUGCAGACGAGUGCGGACGACAAUGGAGCAUUCCAACUGCACCAGGGUCUUCAGCGUCGGAUCUCGAUUACUCUGACUCACAGCUUGACCGAGAGUCUUCCCUGGGACGACUUGAAAGGCCUUCGCGUGGGAGAAGUUCAUUUGAUCGACUCUUCUGGACGGGUAGCCGACAUUGGAUCUGUCACGCCCGAUAUUCCGCUCAAACAAAUUCAAGAGCCUAUGAUCAAAGACAACGCUGACGGCACCUCAAACAUCAGUCUUUUGGGACAAUGGGACAGCUCUCUGCAUAAAUCCCUUCUUCUUGACCGAGCCACCAACGAGCAGUGCAGAAUUCAGAUUGCGCUUCGAUGGGACGUUGUUUCCAGCCGCUUGGAACAAACGAUGACCUUCUCGAUCGAGCAGCAACUACAGAUCCUGCCGAGGUCUUUCGUACGUCCCCAAUCAAUGUUCAAGUCGUUCUGGACGCAGGUUCGAACAACGCAUGCCACCGACGGGCUGUUUUCGAUUGUGGUUCGUCCGAUCAGCGCGCAGAGGGCGGCAGACCUGUGGCGACUGGACACCUCAAGAAACUACAUCAAAGGUGAAGAAUUGCUGGGCAACUGGAAGGCCAGAGGCAUUUCACUCGUCAAAGAUUACCUGGUCGCUCGACGGAAGAAGCGACAGCUGCAGGAUAUAGAAUCAGCCAAAGCAGCAUUUGGUUUAAAGAGGCUAAGUGUAAGCAAGACUCGGACACGGGUUGCCUCACCUUCAGACAUUGACGCGAGGGAGGAGGCAUUACUUCGCAAAUUCUUGGCGAUUUGGGAGAAACCAAGCAUCGAGAUGUCCAAUCCCGUGUUCAACAACAACGAUGGUUCAGCGUCGCCUCAGGGUGAUGCUGAGUCGACUAACACGCCGGAUCUCAACGCGGUUUCGGGUCGCAAAACUCGAUAUCUCGCUGCAGUCACCAGCGUAGCUAAAAGUGUUACGUCUUGGAAGUCAGGCUAUUUACUCAUGCCUUCCGAGAGCCACGAACCUGGUCACAGUCAGUCGAUGCAAUGGAAACGACGGUUCGUGGACCUUCGACCUCCAUACCUAUACAUCCAUUCGGUGCCGGACGGCGAAGGCAUCAAUGCGAUCAGUCUGACGCACGCACGGAUUGACCAUGAUCCUGACUUCAAGCGCCUGCUUGGAAGCGGCAGUUCUAUUAGCUCUGGCGAUGGCGUUAGUGGGCACAAGAGAAGCGGCAGUGCCGAACUCCAUGGUCUUGCACAUGUGUUUGCUGUGUAUGGAGAACAGAACACCUUCUUAUUCGCAGCACGCAGUGAGAGCCAAAAAAUGGAAUGGAUCUUGAAGAUCGACCAGAGUUAUUUUGAAGAUGAAAACGAAGGGGAAGAGGCAUAAGGUGAGAGCGGCACCUGAGAUGCUUGUGCACUGCUUUUAUUCAGUAGGUCGUGGUGUUUUUGGUCACCCGGCUGUCAAUUUGUGAUACCCCCAAGGCAUUGAUUUGGCACUGCGACACAUAUAUGGACGAUGUUGUAUGAAGUUCGGUUCGUGUGUGAUUAUAUUGAUGUAUAUACGAUGAGGAGUUAUGACCGCUUUCAAUCAGCAUCAAUGUCAGUGAGCUUCUCGGACAAUUCCAUGUGGCAUU
Messenger RNA from Exophiala viscosa, 5482 nucleotides. Its product is annotated as kinesin family member 1/13/14. Gene Ontology annotation, biological process: microtubule-based movement. The record is from RefSeq and is a predicted model, not a curated record. NCBI's taxonomy places the organism in Eukaryota, Fungi, Ascomycota, Eurotiomycetes, Chaetothyriales, Herpotrichiellaceae. Bases 304 to 5235 code for a protein of 1643 amino acids. The transcript has a single exon. Gene Ontology annotation, molecular function: ATP binding; microtubule binding; microtubule motor activity.